UUUUCGGAUGGGUAAGAACAUCAGUCAGAGUCACGUGCAGACGUUAUCUCAUCCACCCAUUCUCUCAUCGAAGAUUCAUCGAAUUUUUCGGACCUCCCUCCGCCCAUAUAUCCUAGGGUCGCUGUCGAUUCCCAUUUCCAGCCUUAACAGCCCCGAUUCACCAAAGCGAUAUCUAUCAAUAUCCACCAUGCCUGCCGGAGAGAAGAGCACUAAAAUGCACUCCAAAGUGGUGAUCAUCGGUUCAGGUCCUGCAGGACACACCGCCGCCAUCUAUCUCGCGCGUGCCAACCUCAACCCCGUGUUGUUCGAAGGAUUCAUGGCGAACGGUUUCGCAGCGGGAGGGCAGCUGACGACCACGACCGACAUCGAGAACUUCCCCGGUUUCCCCAGUGGAAUCAUGGGCCCUGAGCUCAUGGACAAAUUCCGGGAUCAGUCUAUCCGAUUCGGCACGCAGAUUAUCACGGAGACUGUGUCGAAGAUCGAUUUUUCGUCGCGACCCUUCCGGUAUUGGAGGGAGAUGCAGGAAGACGAGGAGCCCGAGACAGCUGAGACGAUCAUCAUCGCCACGGGCGCCAGCGCGAAGCGUCUGGGACUCAAGGGCGAGGACCUCUACUGGCAGAGCGGGAUCAGUGCGUGUGCCGUAUGUGACGGCGCUGUGCCCAUCUUCCGCAACAAGCCUCUGGCGGUCAUUGGUGGGGGCGACUCGGCCGCGGAGGAGGCUACCUACCUGACGAAGUACGGCUCGCACGUCUACGUUCUUGUUCGAAAAGCCGAGUUGCGGGCUUCGAAGAUCAUGGCCAAGCGUUUGUUGAACAACCCGAAGAUCACUGUUCUCUGGAACACAGUCGCGACUGAAUGUGUUGGGGACGGUGAUCUCCUGCAAAGCCUGCGGAUCAAGGACGUCGUCUCGGGCGAGGAGAAGACGCUGCCCGUCAAUGGAUUGUUCUACGCAAUUGGCCACGAACCUGCGACCGACCUGGUCCGCGACCAGCUGCAGACCGAUACCGACGGGUACAUCGUCACCGUACCAGGAACAACGCAGACCUCCGUCAAGGGCGUCUUUGCGGCCGGUGAUGUCCAGGACAAGAGGUACCGACAGGCUAUCACCAGUGCUGGCAGUGGUUGCAUGGCAGCCCUGGAGGCUGAGCGCCUCAUCGCUGAGGAAGAGGAGCUCGGUGUUGCCGAGGCGUAGAUAUAGAGGAAUUCUUGUAAAUUUAAACGAAAUAAAUUCGGUCCCAUUUAAACUCA
Mycena citricolor is the source of this 1248-nucleotide messenger RNA. The record is from the annotation of a GenBank genome assembly. NCBI's taxonomy places the organism in Eukaryota, Fungi, Basidiomycota, Agaricomycetes, Agaricales, Mycenaceae.